Messenger RNA from Gambusia affinis (western mosquitofish), 5581 nucleotides. RefSeq names its product TSC complex subunit 1b (gene tsc1b). Bases 419 to 4138 code for a protein of 1239 amino acids. The transcript is spliced from 22 exons. Lineage: Eukaryota; Metazoa; Chordata; Actinopteri; Cyprinodontiformes; Poeciliidae. Gene Ontology annotation, biological process: negative regulation of TOR signaling; regulation of cell cycle; negative regulation of cell population proliferation. Gene Ontology annotation, cellular component: TSC1-TSC2 complex. The record is from RefSeq and is a predicted model, not a curated record.
CGAAACCGCAUUACACACAGUUCAGCCCUUCACCAGCAGCGAUGGGAAAACAAACUUUAACUGCGCGACAGAGAUAAGAAUCAGCCGUUAUCCGUGUGAAAACUCGAGCGGCGUGUCGGCUGUCGGGAUUAGGAUGAUUUUCAGAAACUGUCCCGGUUCGGUGCUGCUCGAAAAGCAACAGCAUUGAGGCGCAGAGCCGCUCGGAGUUGCGGGAUUAGUUCGCUCGCAGCCUGACAGCGGAGGCUGACUGCGGUGGGAUGGGCUGUGAGGUGUUCAAGAUGGCGGCGCCCUGUGGAGUGAAUCUUCUCUAACAGCGGUGCCUGGAGACUGUAUUGGUGGGCGGGCCCCAGGAGUCCUCCAGGCAAGCCGGGACUGACACUGUGAGAGAAACGCGGCCUCCACCUCCAGCACUGCCACCAUGGCCAGGGAGCAGCCCAACGUCGGGGACCUCCUCCCGCUCCUGGAGACCUCCGACCUCCAGCAGCUGGAAGAGAUCCGGAGCCUCAUCAACGAGCAGCUCAGCACCGAGCGAGGCUCCAUGCUGCUGAACGCGUUGGUGGACUACUUCCUGGAAACCAACUCCACCCAGGCCCUGCAUAUCCUGUCCUCCGUCAGAGAGCCGCACGACAAGCACCUUCUGGACAAGAUGAACGACUGUAUGGCCAAACCAGCUUGCCGGCUGCCCACCCUCAUGCUGCUCGGCCACGUGGUCCGAAAGCAGCCGUCCUGGAUCCACAAGAUGGCCCGCUACCCUCUGCUGCUCUCACUGCUGAAAUGCCUCAAGACGGACACAGACGUAGUGGUGCUGAUAACCGGAGUUCUGGUGCUCAUCACUCUGCUUCCCAUGAUCCCUCAAGCCGGGAAGCAGCACCUCUGGGAGUAUUUUGACAUCUUCGGCCGCCUGGCAUCGUGGAACCUCAAGAACCCAGGCCACGUUUCCGAGGUCUACCUGAUCCACCUCCACGCCUCCGUCUACUCCCUCUUCCACAGGCUCUAUGGAAUGUAUCCAUGCAACUUCGUCUCCUACCUGCGCUCCCACUACAGCAUGAAGGAGAACAUGGAGACCUUCGAGGAGGUGGUGAAGCCAAUGCUUGAACAUGUUCGUAUACAUCCUGAGUUGGUGACGGGAACCAAGGACCACGAGCUCGACCCCACCAGGUGGAAAAAGUAUGAAAUCCAUGAUAUCGUCAUUGAAUGUGCCAAAGUGUCCAUAGACCCAAAAGAGGCGUCCUAUGAGGAGGGCUACGCCACCAUGCCUGAGAACUUUUACCCACAAGCUCACCUGCGGGCGCAGGACUCCACGUCGAGCCCCUACACAGACCUGCACAGCAGCUACGGAAGUUCCUCUUCGACGCCGUUCUCGACUCCGCGGCAGCCGCUGCCCCCGCCCCUGUCCCUGCCGCCCCUCUCAGGGACUCAGUCCUCCUCGUCCUACCGCAGCCCGCAGACCUCCAGACGGCAGAACUCAAACAGUGAACUGAACUCUUCCUGUGGGGGGAAGGACCCCCUGUGGAGCCCCUCCUCUCUGUGCGGCAUGGCCACGCCCCCUUCCUCCAGGGGCAUGUCGCCCAACCUGGAGCUCUCCCACAGUGCCUCACACCUUCCCAGCCGCUUCCACUGCACGUCAGGAGGAAAAGGAACGCCGGCCUCCAGCACUCCAGCCACCUCAUCCCCACCUCCCUCUCUGUCAGAUGACUUCCCUGUAAUCUCCUUGCCAGCCAACACGGUCCAGUCCAGUCCGCCGAGAAAAGAUCGUCGACCAGGAGAAACCAGUAAGCCUGGACUGGUGAGACAGGAGCAAGUCAGAGAGAUGGAGAAGAGUGUAGAGGGAGCUGCAAACAGAGACGCAGGAAGUGCAGCGAAUGUCCCCAUGACGCUGACGGAGCUGUCGGUUUUCGUGACGAAGGAGCUGGACCUUCAGCUGAGAACGGAGAAGGAGAGAGAAGAAGCUGCCAUCACAGAGGAGCUGAUGAAACUCACUGAAGACAAGCAGGAGCUGCCGGGGCUGAGAGGCUACGACUCUCCUUUCUUCCACACCACUGAGACUCUGACGGGCCGCCAGACGCAGAACCCGACCUCCUCCACCAACGCCCACCCGGGCGGCCCCAUCAGAGAGCCGCGCUACGCCGCAUCCACUCCGGACAGAGCCGAGAACGCCUCAGGCGGCGGCGCUGGCGACAGAGCAGCAGCGUCAGAUCGGUCCGCCGUGGAUCGGUUCUGGUCCUUCACCCCCAUCGACCACCACCUGCUUCGGAGCCCCUCUGCCCCCGACGACGACUCCUCCAAGUUUGAGAUGUUCUCCCCGAGCCCGUGUGGCAAAGCGCCGGUUCCGUACGAGUCGCUGUUCGCGCUGGCCCUGCCCAGGGCCGCCUCGCUGUUCGUGGGCCAGAAGACGUCAGAGGCCGUCCACAAGGUGGCGAUGGAGAGGCUGCUGCAGCGCGAGGAGGGCCUGGAAGACGGGGAGGAGGAGGGCGUGGUGUCGGCUUCGCCACUGGAGGUGUUGGACCGCCUUGUUCAGCAGGGGAGUGACGCACACGACAAAGUCCUGAAGAGAUUACCUUUGCCAAGUAAGUCAGCUGACUGGACUCACUUUGGAGGCUCGGCUCCUCUGGACGAGCUCCACACGCUGCGCAGCCAGCUGCUGCUGCUGCACAACCAGCUGCUGUACGAGCGCUACAAGAGGGAGCAGCACGCCGUCCGCAACCGCCGGCUCCUCCGACGCAUCAUCAACGCCACGGCGCUGGAGGAGCAGAACAACGCAAUGAAGGCCCAGCUGAACCUGCAGAGCGUGGACAUCGUGUCUCUGAGGGACAGCCUGCAGGUGGAGCAGCAGCGCUACCGGCAGCUGUGGGACGACCGCGAGACCGUGGUGACCCGCCUGCACAGCCAGAUCCGGCAGCUGCAGCAGAGCCGCGACGACUACUACACCAAGAACCAGGAGCUGCAGAGCAAGUUACAGGAGUGUCAGAAGAGGAUGGACGACCUGGAGGCGGAGCUUCAGACGGCCAACAACAAAGUCGGCCACACCGGGCAUCUGCUCAACCAGAUGAUGGUCAAGCUGAGCAACAGCGAGAGCAGCCAGCAGCAGAUGAGCUUCCUGAACAAGCAGCUGCUGCUGCUGGGGGAGGCGCAUAAGCUGUCCAUGCAGGACGCCCAGCAGCCAGGCAUGAGCAACACAAAGGAGACGGAGAUGCUGCGGAUGUCCCACGUGAAGGAGGUGGACUCCCUGAGGCAGAGUCUGCUGGCCCAGAGCCAGAAGCUGGAGGCGGCGCAGCAGCGAGCGGCCGAGCUGGAGGCGCUCCUCUCCAAGAAGGAGCACCUCAUCGCCGAGCAGAAGAAGUUCCUGGAGGACGUGAAAUGCCAAGCCAGGGCGGAGCUGCAGGCGUCAGACUGCAGGUUCCAGGCUCAGAGGAGAGUCACCCAGCUGCUGCAGACUGAGCUGCUGCAGCUCUACAGUCGGGUGGAGAUGGAGGCUCCGGCCGCCGCCGGCAGCAGUUCACCACCAGGGGGCAGAGCUGAGACACGCACGCAUCCAGACUGCAGCGGCGGCGCUGCAGGCGGUCUUCACGCCAUCGAGCAGCCGAACAGCCCGUCGCCUCACGAUUCCCCACGGGGGACGAAUGGCAGCACUUUAUCGCCGGGGCAACCGAAGGCGAGCAGCUCCUCCUUGCCCCCGGCCAGCUCCAUGAAUGGAGGCCAGGACCUGACGCCGCCCCUGCUGAUGGAGCCGUCGGCGCCGUUCCCCCACGCCGCCCUGCCGGCCGCGGACGCCCCGCUCACCGUGGGCUCCUACCCCAGCGCCAAGAGCUUCCUGGGCAUGAAGGCGCGCGAGCUUUUCCGCAACAAGAGCGAGAGCCAGUGCGACGACGAGCAGCCGCCGCCGCCACGCCUCGCCGGCCUCGCCCACGGCCUGAAGACCGAGCUGUGCGUGGAGCCCGGUCCGGCCGGCCCAGCUGCCGUCACUGUGCACGCCAAGGAGCCGCCGCCCGAGCCCAGACUGCGACCCCUCGGCCAGGGCAGCCCUCACAGAAAAGCCGGGCCUGGGCAGGCCGGCGGUAGGGGCCCCUCGGGGCACAGUUGCCCUCGGCAACAGCUAAAGAUUAUGGACUACAACGAAACGCAUCACGAGCACAGUUAAAGUCAGAGAACUGAGAACGGAGUAAAGCUACAAAUCAGCAGAAGAGUCACACGUCCGCAACUCUUUGGCAUUCAGUGUUAUUUGUCCUCUUAAGUGGACAACAGGAUUUCCUGCUUCUCUUUUCCUUUUUUUGUUUUUUAAAUCAUUCCGAUAAAUUUUUUAAAAUGAAACACGCAGAACAUUUGAGUAAUAACAUGUAAAAACGUCUGUGAAUGACUGAAAGCUACAGUAUGCAACUUUUAUCAAAAAUAUUUUUUACAUAUUUCUUAAAACUGUCAUGUCAUGGCAGUGUGUUAUCAGACAGAUAAUGUGUGAAAAGAUUCAUUUCCUCCACUUCCUCCCUGGCCAAAAACAACCAAUGAGAGCCAGGAGGAGGGGCUUAGCGCUGUCAAUCAGUACUGUUAAAUGUGCUAAUGGUAAAGAAAAUGGUCAUCUGUGGCUAUGCUAACCAGCCUGAGCAUUCACAACAUGUUAUGCUAGCUGCGGUGUUUUAGAGAGCAAAGUAGGUAUGAGCAGCACCAGGCAAGACCUGCAGCGCUAAGACCUGCUUCUUGGCUCUGAUUGGUUGUUUCUGGUUAGCAUUGGAAGCUAGAAAGGGAGCUACAUUUUUUUUCACAGAUUAUCCACUUAAUACUAAACUGUCACGACAUAGUGACAGUUUUUUGCAAAUAUGUAAAAAAAUACAUACCUUUAUAGCGUUACAGCUGAAACUUUUAAGGAAUUCCCAAACUUCCUUGAAGAAAGCUCAGGUUGGUUCUAGAUUUUUUUGAAAUUUGGAUUAUGAAGUAAGACAAAAAAAAAAUCUGAAAUGAAAUCUUUCAAUAGUUUUUAAAAUUAUUUCCGACUCUACAAGAGUCCUGGCUGAAGGUUUUCCAGAUGUUGACUCUUCUGGCUUUGUUGGAAAAUGUAGGAGUAUUAAUAAUCUGAAACAUUUCCGUGCUAGCUUUAAUGUUCAGGAAGAAAAUGUUGCCAAAACAUCCUGAGGAAAGCAGGCUGAAUGUACAAACUCAACAUCCCACUUCUCCUGGAUUCCGUUGUUUUGUUUUGAUACACAGUGUACUAACUGGUUCAUAGCAUUUCUAUAUCCCAUGUAAACAAUAACGGCGAUUCCAAACAUCUGGCCCAAUGGGUUUCCUGCAUUUCUUAGUUUUUAUUUCAUUUUCUGGAACUGAUCAUGAAAAGCCUGUUGUCCACUGGGAACUCCUGCUGUCAUUUCCUUCUGCCUCGCUAUCUGGAGCAUGUUUAACAAACCUCUUUAAAUGCCAACUGUAGAAAGGACAGGAAACCACCAACAGGAGGUACAAUCAGCACAAACACACGACAACCAGGACUCCGAGCGGAGCCGGAGCAUCUGGGUCAAAACGGCAAAUAAAAGGAAGUUCAUAAAGCAGUGGCUUGUGUUUAACUGUGAACAAUAAAGAUCGUCUUCAAUGUUUUGCACUA